CCGCCGCUCGUCGUCGUCGGUCCCGUCGAACGCGACUCGAUAUGAUCGUACUGUUCGGCGUCAACGUCCGUUAUAAUUAUUUCUGCUGUACGCCAGCAUGCGCGGAAUAAUGCGUUUCAUCGAUUUCUGCGACGCUUGAACUGCACACAAUACGAUAUUGUGAAAAUUCCGCCGGACAAAAUGCUGAACUGAAUUCGGUCCGGUGGAAAAUCGGCGUCACGCGUUCCCAUUUAACCGAUUUUCACAAUGGACCUGAUUCAGCGUUACGGAGACAGCGACAGCGAAACCGAGUAAACACACCGUUGAUAUUAUUUGAUCUUUUAACAUUCGUCUUCAGCCGUUAAUUUUUUUUUUAACCCAACAGCGAACCGGAACAUAAAUUGCCCGUACCCGAAACCAUCGCUAUGAUGUUUGACGGCAAGGAGUACCAUCCAAAGCCCAAUAACGAUCCGGCUUCUCAUCAGGGACGUGAACGACUGUUUGAACACGAACGCGGGAAUUGGGCCACUUACGUUUACAUACCGUGUGAGUUUGCAUUGGCAUCUUUGAUAUUUAAUUGAACGAUUGUGAUUGCUGAUGUACAACUUAACGUAUGUCGUAGGCAUUUAUUCAAAUGUCAAAUAGUAAAAAAAAAAAAAAAACUACGAUUUUUCAUAAAAAUUAUACCCAGGUGCAUAUUUUCCCAGGGACUUGAUUAAAUUACGAGUUGGAAAAAUUUCCAAAAAUGUUGAUCAUUGGUCGAUUAAAAAUCGUUUAGUAUUCGACAAUUGACCAGAUUUGUAAAAUCAGUACAGUUUUUACUUUAAAACAUGAUUGAUAAUGAAUUUCAUUUCAGUCAAUAUAUUAACUAUCCAGUACUUGUAAUUAUUAUGUACCUGUGAGAUUUUGAACAGUAUAUUUAUUAUUCGCCGAGCUCGUAAUUUGUAUAUAUUUAGUCAAAUGAUGAAUUCAGGUGUUGUAUUAAUUAAAAUUUAAGCAUCGACUAAUUUGAUAACAAUACGCCUAUAGUGUGUAUUAAUAUAUUUUAUAUAAUAAUACAGUGCCUAUAUUUUCAAGGUCCGGAGAUGGAAUUGGUGGAAAUUAUUCAAGAAAACUUGACUGAAUACGGUCUAGAAAUAAUUAAAAAUCCUCAUAUAAGCCUAACAAGAACAGUCGUGUUGCAAUAUCAUUGGAUACAGCGAUUCAUUAAUGACAUCAAAUCAAAAUUAAUGCCAAUUUUGAGGUCGGUAUUUAUUUUGUAUUGAAGGUUAUGCAUUCUGUUGUAUUAUAAUUAAUUCUUAAUUACCAAUUUUCGAUAUCAUAUUGCACCACUCAACAUAAUUUAUAGACAUUUAAAGUAUUUGUAACGGAUGAGAAAAAUAAUAAUUUGUAUUCCCCGUCAAUUUUUACUUUACACUACUAUUUCGACCAAAUUAUAUUAGAUAUUCACCUUCUAACAUGAAAUUAUAACAUGGAGGUUCCAUUAAAAAAAUUGAAUCGUUUUGUAAAAUGUAUUAUUGCUUCAAAGUCCAAACUAUAAAAAUACAGUUUGAAAAAAUUGUUAUAGUCUGUUAGAUAGAUCUUUUCUGGUUCUACGAAUACAUUUCUAAUAACGCCUUUUUUAAAACAAAUUUAUUAUAAGUUGUUUAAUAAUUUAAAAUUUUUUAUUUUUCCUGUAGGUUUACUGUACGUUUAGGUAAUUUGGAGGUAUUCUGUAAUGAUAACCAUACUAGAACAUUUAUUGGUUUUAAUGCUCAACCACUAGAUAUUUUAUGUCAAUGUGUCGCUCAAUUAGACAGUGUCUUAUCCGAUUACAAUCUACCGAAAUACUAUGAAGUGAGUACUUGUUGUGUAUCUACCUAAUCACUAUUACAGUACAGUGGAACCUUGAUAAGUCAAAAUUCAAAGGAAAUGCAAUUUUUUUUCGAGUUAUCAAGGUUUAGGAAAAAACUUUGACUUAAAGAAUUUUUUAAAUGUAUGUAUAUGUUGAAUUAUUAUUAUUUAUUAUUAAAUGGAAAAUACAAUAAUAAACACAAUAAAUGCAAUUGGGACACACAAGUCGAUUAGACAAAUUAUUAUAAAAAUUAUCCCACACUAUCUAUCUAUAUUCAGAACACACAUGUUAGAAUUAGCUAUAGUUUUUUUCAAGUAAUCGCGGUUUUCACAAUGCAUUGAUUUUGACUUAUCAAGGUUCCACUGUAUAGCCAUUAAAAUUUGAUUAAUAUCUCUUCUCCCUAAAUCUUGGACUUGCGAUGUUUUCCAUUUAUAAUAUCGGAUUUAGUUAAUCGAAGUUAAUACCAAAGUUUAUUUUACUUAGUAUAAUAUUUUCCAUAACAAUACAUUACAUUAUAUCAUAAUUCGUUUAAUAUUAAGUUUUAUUCAUGCCUAUAAAUGAAAAAUUUUCCAUAUUUAUAACAUGCUAACUUGUAUGUGGAAGAAAAUUAAUUAAGAAUUAUUUAGUAAGAAAUUAUUAUUUAAUUUGUUUAUGAAAUUGUCUAUGUAUAUUACCAGAGGGUAAAUUACUAAUGAAAAUUAAUAUAAUUUGAUCUCUGGUAGUCUUAUAGGAAAUCUUGAUAAUUUUUGAAAAAAUUGAGGUAUUCUGGAAUCUGGUGUACAAACUAUUGACUAGUGAUUAAGCUUCUGUAUAUUACCUAAAUAUAAUUGAAAAAUCAUUGAGAGAAAAUCAAAAAAAACUUACAUACUCACCAACUAGAUCCAAAAUGCAACAAAAAAGUUUUUCUUUAUUAAAUUGAUUUAUUGAUUCUAGUAGAAAAAUUGUUUACAGACAGAAAUAAAAAAACCCAUAGUAAAAUCAAUAGAUCCCUCACUACUCUUAAAAUCUUAAAGACUUGCCUAUCUUAAUCAAUUUGAUUUGUUACAUUUGUCAGAUCUUCAGGUAUUGGACACAUUUAUUAAUAUUAAAAUUACUUUUAAUCCUUACAAUUGGAACACAAUAUUUAUAUUUAAUUUGUCUAAUUAAUGUUUUUUUUUUUUCUAGAAUCCUAAGUUUCAUUUAAGUAUUGCUUGGUGUUUGGGGGAUCAGUCUAAUCAUUUGAAGACCAUAUUGAAAUCAUUAGAACAUAAAAUUGAAUUUGACACCAGUCGUUUACUAAGAGUCGAUAUGUUAAUGUGUAAAACUGGUAAUAAAAAAUAUAAAUUUGAUCUCGUUAAAUGAUAUACCUAUUGUUUGUUAAAUGUUAAUUGUUUGUGCAUUAAUCAUUGUUUUACAUCUAUUUUUAAGCAUAUUAUAUUUGUUUGUAAAUUAAAAACCAUAAGUAAAAAAAAAAUAAUAAUAUUUAUGUACUCAUUUAUCAUUCGGUCAAGUAAUUUUGUCAUGUUAACACAAGAUGCUUGCGUAUGUAUGACAAUACUAUUGGGCCAAAAAGCAGGAUGAAUAAAGACAUCAUUAUUUUUGUCUUUUGUACGAGUAUGUUAUUUUGAUGUUUUACAUUUAUAAACAAGUAUAUUAUGAUGGUCUCUUUUCAUUUACACUAGUUUAGAAUGUGCAAAUUAAAUUUUGAUAACAUUGAACACAAUAAUAAUAAAAAUAUAUUAUUAAAAUAUAUCAAGUAUUCGUUAAAUAUUUAAAUACUGUUAUAACCUAUUAAAUAAAUACAUUAUAUCAAUACAUUUUGUAUGAAUAAAAAAAUAUAAUUUUUAUAUUUUACAAUUUAUAACAACUUAAUUACUUAUGACGUAUUCUGUUGAGGCCUCGGUCUGAGUAUUAGUUUUCCGGAAUCGUCACAAGACAUAUUAAAAUCUGCUAGUACUAUCCUGACACGGGACGUGAUUAUCGAUGUCCCUAUCACUUUUUUGUGGAUACCAGUUAGCAGUAAUACCACUGAUUAAAAUAAAAUAAAUUAGUGUUAAACAACAAUGUACUUAAGCUGGAAAAUUAUAUUUUAUGCUUACUAAGUACUAUAGAUGAAAUGGUGAACAAUAAAUGGUUGUACAGUGAUUGGAUGAAUGACACUUUCGCCGUUUGUGGAUCAGACAGCCAAUAAUAAGCACCAAUUGAUGUACUCAAAGUUGAAAGGGCUAAAACUGCUGUAAAACAAAUUAAAAUAAUUAGUGUAAUAUUAUCAUGUUAAGUUAUUGGUAACGAUGAAAAACAAAAAUGAUCAUACUGCGCCAUCGAUUAGUUAUUGGUUUGACAGAAGCGAUGGCCUCGGUCAGUCUUCUUUCAAAAGCUUUCAGAUCUAUAACAUAAAUUAUUUGUCGG
Cinara cedri is the source of this 4201-nucleotide messenger RNA. The record is from the annotation of a GenBank genome assembly. Lineage: Eukaryota; Metazoa; Arthropoda; Insecta; Hemiptera; Aphididae.